Messenger RNA from Parascedosporium putredinis, 2028 nucleotides. The record is from the annotation of a GenBank genome assembly. NCBI's taxonomy places the organism in Eukaryota, Fungi, Ascomycota, Sordariomycetes, Microascales, Microascaceae.
AUGCGCAACCUCGUCGCAACGGCCCUGGGGGUGGCGGUCUCUCUCUUCCACAUCCAGGCCGCCCAUGCCUUCUACAUUCCGGGCUUCUCGAUAAAGAGUUACACCGAAGGCGAGCAGCUCCCCGUUCUAGUCAACAAAGUAUACUCGGACAACACGCAGCUCCAGUUCGGCUACUAUGACCUCCCCUUCGUAUGUCCCCCGACCGGCGAACAACACUCGGGAAUCCUUAGCGGCAAGAAUGUCCCCCUCAAUCUCGGCGAAGUCCUCCGCGGCGACCGCAUCAAGACGUCCGAUAUCGAUCUCAAGAUGGGCCAAGACAUGGAAUGCGCAAUGCUCUGCACCCGCGACCUGACCCGUUCCGAUGUCGAGCGCGCCAAGGAUCUAGUCGAGGAGGGAUACGUGGUCGAGUGGAUCGUCGACAACCUGCCCGGCGCCACCAGCUUUGUGACGACGGACAAGUCGAAAAAGUACUACGCCGCCGGCUUCAAGCUGGGCUCCGUCGACUUCACUUCGGCCGGCGAGCAAAGGACCCUGCUCAAUAACCACCACACCAUCGUCGUUGUCGGCUUCGAGGUGUACCCCAAGAGCAUCGGCGUGGACACCCCAAUGAACGACGCCGGCUGCCCCUUUGACAUGCAACACAUCACUCAUAACCUCGAACUCAAGGUCCCGCCCAAGGGCGAGGAUUACAACGACGAGGAUGCCGCACGUCCCAUCACGUCGGUACGGUACACUUAUUCCGUCUACUUCCGCGAAGACGAGUCCAUCGAGUGGAGCCGACGAUGGGACCUCUACUUUGUCAACCAAGAGGACGGCAAUAGGAUUCACUGGCUGGCCAUCAUCAACUCCUUAACCAUCUGCGGCCUUUUGACCGGCAUCGUCGCCAUCAUUUUCGCCAAGACCAUCCGCGCCGACAUCAAGGGCUACAAAGAUCUCAAGUCGGAAGAGGCCAUGAUCAAGCUGAAGCGCAACAAGACCGCGUCUCCUGGCCUAGCCUCGGUGGAAAAGCCCGGGGGCGCGGGCCUUCUCAGCGCCACGGGCGAGGCAGGUCAGAUUGAUGGCGGCGCUGAUUACGACGACAAUGACGAUGAUGACGACGGUGACGAGGCGUUCGAGGAUGCUAGCGGGUGGAAGCUGCUGCAUUCCGACGUUUUCAGGACCCCCGCCUAUGGAUACCUGCUCGCCGCUUUGGUCGGGUCGGGUGUGCAGCUGCUCCUUAUGGCCCUAGGGCUGGUUCUUCUGAGCGCGUUUGGCGUGCUGAACCCUAGUUUCCGCGGCGGCUUCAUCAGCGUUGGCAUGGGCCUCUUCGUCUUCAAUGGCCUGUUCAGCGGUUACUUCUCCGCGAGGGUGUUCAAGACUCUCGACGGCCAGAGCUGGCGCCGCAACGCCCUUGUUACCGCCCUCUUCGUCCCGGGUCUGCUGUUUGGCAUCGUUUUCCUCCUUAAUCUGUUUGUGUGGGCCGAGGCCUCGAGCACGGCGAUCCCCUUUAGCACCCUGCUCGCUCUCGUUGUCCUAUGGCUCUGUAUCCAGGUGCCUCUGGUGUACGCGGGCUCGUGGUACGGCUUCAACAACUCGGCCGGGUGGGAGCACCCUACCAAAGCGACGUCGAUCCCCCGACAAGUGCCCUCGCAGACGUGGUACCUCCGACCCAUCCAAAUGAUCUUGUUCGCAGGCCUCAUCCCCUUUGCCAUCAUCUUCAUCGAGCUCCUCUUCGUCUUCCGGUCAGUGUGGCAGGACAAGAGCGGGUACUACUACGUCUUUGGGUUCCUGGCCGUCGUCUCGCUCAUCCUCCUCGUAGCGGUGGCCGAGGUCACCAUAAUGACCGUCUUCAUGCAGCUCUGCGCCGAGAACCACGAUUGGUGGUGGCGAUCCUUCCUUCUCAACAUCACGGGCUUCGUCAGUAGCAUGCUCUUCUUCGGCUACAGUCUCAUGGCCUGCUGCAUUUACGGCUUGCUGACGGGCACCGUGGGGUUCCUAAGCGCGUAUGCUUUCAUUCGGAGGAUAUACGGUGCUAUUAAAGUGGACUAG